Symbiodinium natans is the source of this 2478-nucleotide messenger RNA. The record is from the annotation of a GenBank genome assembly. NCBI's taxonomy places the organism in Eukaryota, Dinophyceae, Suessiales, Symbiodiniaceae.
AUGGAUGAUGACGGGUGCUUCAGAGUUACAUGCUGUUUCAGGGCUCCUGAGACCCCGCAAGCCUUCUCACCAGAGAAGGCAAGGCGGUUUCUGAAGGACAUGCUUGCUGCCAGCGAGGCUCUGACAGAUGGCAUGGAUAGCGAGUCUCGUUGGGCGAGAUUGGCGCCAGUCGCGAGCGAAGCUCAAGUAGCUACAGAUCCAGAAUCCAUCCGGAGGGCUAUUGGAUCCGCGCUGCAAGCGAUCCCUGGUGAGUGGGCUUUAAUUGCAAAAUCUGUGAAGCUGCUGCAGUUUGGGCUUGGUGCCAGCUUGCCGAGUCUUCCGGAAUUCCUGGAAAGGCACAAGCUGGGAUCAGCAAGCACGGGUAGUGAUGCCAUGAACUUCCACUGCGGGCAACGAGUGCAAGGCAGCCGGCAAGGAGAUGGGCGUAGGUCCAAGCAGCUGCCCAGCAAAGAGGAGGUGUUCCUUCGUCCUCUCGGCGAGGUAAUGCCGCUCUUCACCAAGCCACACAGCAGCUUGACAUUCUAUUCCAACCUGGAGGAGGUGGCACAAGAGUGGGAUCGAGGCGCAAACAUUUUGCCAGUCUUCGCCGUGUGUCUCGCAUCUGCAGCUUGUGCCGCGCCAGAGGCCGAAGCUGAUUGGAAGCAGCUGGAAGAGACCCUCUUACCCGUGCUGGAGGCGAGCAUCUUUCAGCUGAUGCCCGCGGCCAGAUCGCACAAGCCACUUUGCAUUGCCGACUUCGCAGCCGCCGCGACAGCAGCCGCCAGCGAGGCCACCGGAAGUGCGCCAUGGAGGAGACUGGGAGCGGACUCCUUCAGGCGAAGUGACUUCUGGCUGGCAGCUCACUACUACACAAGGUGGAUGGUGGAUGUGGGCGAGCAUCCUGAGCAGGCCGUGGCCCUGUCCAACCGAGCUGCAUGUUUUGCCAAGGUGGGUGAUUUUUUGGGAUCUCUUGAAGACGCCCGAGCUGCCAAGGCUCUUCGACCUGAUUGGGGGAGGACUUGGGCAAGAGUCGGGUUUGCCGCCCAGAACCUCGGGCAGGACUACUUGGAGGAGGCAUUUCACGCCUACCGACAAGCGGUCGAGCUUGACCCUUCUCGGGACAAUCUCCAGGGAUUGGCCCAAGUCGCAAUGGAGUUCUUCUCAGGCAAACAGCCGGAGGAGUACGCCCAUGGCAAUACAUCCUGGGGCUCCAAGAACUUCGGUCAGGCAGUCGCGGGCUACACCAUAGCGCUGGCCACGCAUCCAGCUAAACUACCGAUUGCAGAGAUGGAGGCCUUCGCAAGAAAGGAAGAGGAGCUCCGGGAUGCGGAGAGCCGCAUCAAUGCCGAGGAGAGCUUCCGGGAAGCUACAAGGAAAGUCCAGCAGGCCACGUCUUCUGAGGACGUUUUUGGCUUGGCGGCGCUGUACGCAAACAGGGCUGCAUCGCUUUGCCACAUGAGGUUCUGGGAUGCGGCUGUACAAGAUGCGCAGAUGGCCACCCAGUUGCAGCGCGAAUGGCCCAAGGCCAGAUGCCGCCUCGGUGUGGCUCUUCUGGGGGCUGGUCGGCCGGAGGAUGCCUACGUCCAGUUUGCUUGGGCUUUGGCAUUGGAUAGCCACAGCGCUGUGGCUAGGCAAGGGCUGGAGGCCUGCCUGACGGCAAUCCCUAAAUGGAGGCACCGAAGGGCAGAGCAACGCCUUCGAUUGGAGAAAGACCGUGUUCGUCCAAGAGCCUCGACAAAGGUCUGGGUUCUCUCGGACUUGCACUUCGACACCAAGAGCAAUGCAGAGUGGUGCAAUGCCCUGGACGAUGCGAAGUUCCAGGACGACGUCCUGAUCGUUGCUGGCAAUGUUGCCGAAACGCUACAAAGCAUCAUCCGGGGACUGAAGGUUCUAAGGUCGAAGUUCCGCCGUCUUUUCUAUGUGCCGGGCAACCGAGAUCUUGCUCUCAACGCGAGCGAGGUGCGAACGGCUCGAUUCCCGGAUUCCAUUGCCAAGUUGCUGGGCUUGUUGGGGGCGUGUGACCAAAUUGGGGUGGACAUGUUUCCUGCAGCCGUCUGCCAGGACGUCUAUGUGGUGCCGCUCUACUCCUGGUACAAUGCUGAGUUUGACAAGAAAAGCCGUCCAGAUCCCAACCACGGCUUCGAUUCUCAGUGUGUUUGGCCGCUCGAUCCCAACCAGCUGUGGAAGUGGAUGCUGAAGCUGAAUGAGGCCUUCCUUGCAGGGCCUUUACCCGGCACUGUCCUGACAUUCUCCCAUUUCGUCCCACUGACUACGCUGCCUUUCGACGGACAAGGCAAGCAGGCUCAAGCUAUGGGCUGUGAAGAGAUCGAGGACCAGUUGCGACGCGUGCGAAGUGCUGCUCACGCGUAUGGCCAUUCCUCCAUCCGAACAUCUCAGGUUCACGGUGGCGUCGCCUUCGUAAACCAAGCUGUGGGCUUGUUGGAGGACAGCGAGGUGGAGCUUUCUCCGCGUCUUCUUUUCGAUGGACAGGUGGUGUGA